Molecule: messenger RNA, 2941 nt
Organism: Blepharisma stoltei
Lineage: Eukaryota; Ciliophora; Heterotrichea; Heterotrichida; Blepharismidae
Source: the annotation of a GenBank genome assembly
AUGAAAUUAUUUUUUAAAGUUGUCGACAUAAUGAAAAUUACUAUCAAAUUUGGGGAUAACACUUUUGAACUCAACGUUGAGCCGAAUACAAAAGUAAAAGAUCUCAAAGAUGAAGUAGCUCGAAUAACACUGGUGCCCCCUCAUCUACAGAAAUUAAGUUUGUUCAGUUCAGGAGCAAGAGUAUUUGAUAAAUAGAUUUUGCUUCCGACUUCAUCGAAAAUCUCACUAUUCAAUGUGCAAAAUGGGAGUCAAAUCUUUUUAGAAGCUGUAAAAUUUACUUACCUUAGGAUUUGAUUAUUUUAUAACUAAAUGCUAAAGUAUGGAUUUCUAAUGUCUAAAAUUUAUAAUAGCUUAUAUACCACGCAAUUUAAUUUAAGGAAAUGGACCAUAAAUUACUUAAAAAUUAGUUAGAAAUUAUGACUUAAAAUAAAAUUAAAAAUAAUUAUAAUGCUAGAGUUAGAAAACAACAGAAAACCCUAUAGUUCCUCAAGCAGGUUCCGAAGAAACCCCCAAAGUAGUAAGAAGGCACUCUGUUCAGCCUGUAUUCAACCCAGCGCCAGCAGCUUCAACUGAAAAGAAAGGUUCUCUUACUCCUACUCCUCAUAUAGAAAGCAUCCAAGAAACAGAAGAAAUCGAAAACCCAAGCGUAGACUAUGAACCCUGGCUGACUCAAUGUGUCAUCGCUUGUCAAGAAGGAAAAGUCCGUGAUUUAUUUUCAGUCCUCAAAGACUACAUGAGAACUCGCAAUAUGAGAGUGCUAGUAGAAGACAUUACAGAACUAUUGAACUCUCCUCAUAAUGGAAAAUGAAGUUGCAUCCAUUUUGCUUGCUAUAUGGGUCAUGCAAAUAUUGUAAAAGAGUUAAUAGAAUUAGGUGCAAACUGCAACAUUGAAACUGAUGACCAUUGGACUCCCUUGCAAAUAGCUUGCUAUCAAGGACAUAAGUCAAGUUAUAAGUUAUGCUGGACAUAAGUGGGUAAAUCCCAGUAGCAGUCGCCUAUCUUGGCUCCAAAAGGUCACUCUUGAUUUCCUAAUGAAAACAUCUGUCCAAGGGAUGGUUUCAUAGGGAAGGGCCACGAUGUUAAGUGCCUCGAUAGUAGUGAUAGAAAAAAAACCCAUGUGGUAGAUAAAACCUGUCUAGCCGAUCUGACAGGGACAGAAAAUCCUUCGAGGGAGGAACAAAACUUCCCUGUACGGCAAGGCAUUCCUAAACCCUAAAGGCCUACUAUAAAAGGAACAGAGACCCUACUUUUAAUUUCAUCAGGAUCGGUCCAUAAGGAGUGCGCCUCGGAGUCCUAUUUCCGUCAACGUCACAAUUUUACUUAAGGGUAUAAGGAAUGUGUAGAAAUGCUACUUAACCAACCAUAUGUGCAAAUUAAUAAAAUGACUGCAGAAAGAGGAACUGGACUUCAUUUAGCUUCAUUAAUGGGGUAUACAGAAAUUGUUAGGGUGCUUCUUGAUCGGAAAGCUGCUAUAAAAUUAGAAGAUCCUUAUGGGAAGACCGCAUUAGAGCUGGCAACUAAUAUAGAAAUCGCAGAACUGAUACCAAAAUACAUUGGAGAAGAGCUAUUAGAAAAAUACGGCAAGAAAACAGAAGAGCGGCCUUCAGGGUUUACAGGCGAAGUCUAUUCGAUUUCCUCUUGGCAAAUCAAUGACAAGCUGGUAUUUCUAGUAAUUGACACCCAAAAUGGGACUUUCGUACAUUAUAAUACGAAAAACGCGUAUUUAGAAGGCUCUCAGCCUGACAUUAUAAUACCCUUCAUUGAUAUCCAAGAAGUAAAAAGUGUGACUUCUACCAUGUCUGAAGGCAAAUUCUAUUUUAUUGUAAGCACUCGUGAUAUCACCUUAAAGUACUAUACAGCCUCUAAAGACAAAUCAGCAGAAUGAAUAAGCCGAUUAUACGAGUGCAUCAACUUCUUUCACUUAUACAUCCAUCACCCAGAAAACAAAGAAUGGCUGGAAACUCAAGAAGAAAACCGAGUCCCUAUGCAAAUGUCAAGCUUUGAACACCGGCUCAGCUUUGAAGAAGAAGCCGUGGAAUAUGAUGAAGGAAGACAUAUUAAUGAAAAUAGUUUUGAUGUCAUUGAAGAAAUUGGUUCUGGGAGCUUUGGACAUGUAUACAAGGUCAUUAAAAAGGACAGUCAAGAAACUUAUGCACUAAAAGUACUUAAUAAGCCUAUGCUGAAGUCAAAAAAGCAGCUGAGGUAUGCUAUUGCUGAGUGCAAGAUAUUAAAGUCUAUAAGACAUCCUUUUAUUAUACCGAUAUAUUGGGCGUUUCAGACAAAUCGGCACUUGUUUAUGACUUUAGAGUACUGUCCUAAUGGAGAUUUAUCGUUGAUUUUAGAGCAUGCUCACUAUUUGAGCACGGCUAUCUCAAAGUUUUAUAUAGCUGAAAUUAUAUUGGCGAUAGAACAUUUGCAUUCGCUAGACAUUGUGUAUCGUGAUCUGAAGCCUCAGAAUAUUUUGGUUGAUGAAGUAGGGCAUAUCAGACUUGCUGAUUUUGGCUUAGCAAAAGAAAAUGUGACUGAAUCUAACCCAGCCAUGUCAUUUUGUGGAUCACCCGCUUAUCUGCCACCUGAACUUCUUGCUCAAACUGGAGCUUGGAAACCUGCAGAUGUUUACUGCAUUGGUGCAAAUUUAUAUGAGAUGCUUGUAGGUCAGCCUCCAUUUUAUACAGAAAAUAUCACUGUCUUAUAUCAGCGAAUCUCUAAGUCAAAAAUAAUAUUCCCAGAGCCCAUGGACUCAGAUGCUAAAGACUUGAUUAAUUUAGUAAUGAAAAAAAAUCCAGAAGAACGCCCAACAAUUCAGCAAGUAAAGCAACAUAACUUUUUCAGAGACAUUAAUUGGGACAACCUUCUAGCCAAAAAAAUUGACCCUCCUAUCAGCCAAGAUGACUUUAAGAAGUUAAAGCUCCUAAAAGAAAAGAAAAAACAAAAGCGAUAA